Messenger RNA from Endocarpon pusillum Z07020, 1374 nucleotides. RefSeq lists its product as uncharacterized. NCBI's taxonomy places the organism in Eukaryota, Fungi, Ascomycota, Eurotiomycetes, Verrucariales, Verrucariaceae. The record is from RefSeq and is a predicted model, not a curated record. Bases 1 to 1374 code for a protein of 457 amino acids. The transcript has 4 exons.
AUGGAUCGAAUCCUGUCAACCAAGUUUUCUAACUCAAAGUAUUCCGCUAUUCAAACCGACCAGGAGCUUCGACCCAAGUGGUCACAGAGGUCAAAUUUAGAUAAUAACGAUAUACGACCACAAUACGAUGAGCGUCAGGGACCUUAUGAAGAUCCGAACCGAGACGGAGGAGACCAAAUUGCUUCCUGGAAGACAGGAUUUUGGACUAACUUGCCAGUCCUGGCAAUCGCUUCACUGAUCGGGGUUUUCGCUUGCACUGCACUUGCUGUUGGGGUCCUGGCAUCUAGCAACGGCCGUGCGGUUCAGACCUGGCGAUUUUUCACUCCAUCUGUCUGCCUCGCCGUAUUGUCGGUUGUUUCUAAUGCAUUGCUGGCAGUCGCCUUGGCAGAAGGACUGGUCAUUUCGUUCUGGCGGAAAGCUCUGCAUAGCUGCACAGGCUUCGGCUUCAAAGUGGAUUGUGAAUUAGAGAGCAACUCUAUCAUACAAAACGUAACGUUAGCUUCUUGGCACAAUCUUUUCAAUACCUCGGUCACGCUCUACCCGAUUCCCCUUAACCCGUACAACGACAAUACGUUCUUCGCCGGCUUGCAGCUAGACGCAACAUUCUAUGAGGGAUUCAAAGUCGAGAAUUCUUUAAGCGGCCAGCAUAUGCCUUACUUGCUUACAUCUUAUAUCUGCAAACUACAGGGUGGAAUCGUAGCAAACCUCACAGCACCGGCCACCAGGGGUUGGAACAGUGUGAUCGGCGGCUUUCAAUACGCCGGUGAUUAUCUCUUUAGCUCCCAGGCAACAUUUGAGUACAAAGGGGCUAUCAGCGCAACAAGACUUGCAGGCUCCCUUGUAAACCAGAUGGUUGCAAAUACGAGCGACAGUUGGUUCAUUACAUUCCACGACCCCAUGGAUACAAUGCUUGAUGCGAUGCGCGAAAUUGCAUUCAGGGCAGCACUGCAGGCUGGAAAGAACAAUGUGACGGUGACGAACGCACAACAAAGCGUGCCCUUUACAGGUCACGACACCCAUACCAUUUAUACAAUGGACACGAAAUACAUGGUUCUUGGCGCUCUUGUUAGCUUAAUGGGCGUCGUCAGUGUAGGAGCGACUUUCUACGGCUGGUGGCAGCUGGGUCGAAAGGUCUCGAUGAGUCCGCUAGAAAUCGCAAAGGCCUUUGACGCGCCGCUUUUGAGAGAGAUGGGAAGCAAUGUCUCGAACGAGAGGAUUCCCAUAUAUAUCAAAAGCCAGAGAGUCCAGUACGGAGUUGGUACAGUUCGCAAGAGAGGGGACACCACGUUCAAGAAGGUGCAGGAGAUCGAGCACCUCAUUUUAGGUCCGGUAGAUAGUGUUCGGUCGCCCGUGGCCGGUGUAGCAUACACAUGA